Messenger RNA from Zootermopsis nevadensis, 3408 nucleotides. Its product is annotated as sphingomyelin phosphodiesterase. Gene Ontology annotation, molecular function: acid sphingomyelin phosphodiesterase activity. The record is from RefSeq and is a predicted model, not a curated record. Gene Ontology annotation, cellular component: lysosome. Lineage: Eukaryota; Metazoa; Arthropoda; Insecta; Blattodea; Termopsidae. Gene Ontology annotation, biological process: sphingomyelin catabolic process; ceramide biosynthetic process.
CAAAUCAAUUUAGAUUAAAUUUUAUGUACAGAAUUCAGAUUCAGUAGGUAUAAGACAAAUCAAAUAUCCAUUAUUCACUAUUUGGACAACCGAUGACCUUGUACAGAGAGAUAACAAUUAAGAGUUUAACGUUUCAUCACACCACCACCACCUCUAUCUCAGUAAUUCCAGGUGUUAAUUCUCAGGAGUCACCAAACUGUCACACAAUAAGGCCACACAUUACAAAUUUUGGUUUAAAUCUUGGAGCAUGAACUAUAAACCUAUUACUUCGCUACAGAUUGCCAAACAGACACAACGAAGAACAUUCUCCGUUUUAGAUAGUGUAAAUGGAAUGCCAUGAAGAUAAAGGAUUCAUUUACAGUGGGAUCUUUUAUCUUAUUUAUCAAAAAGGUUCUUGUAUAUUUCCAGUCACAUUAUCCAUUUCUUCAGCUUCCCUCCUCCCCCCAUUCUAUUGCCCUACCAUUUAAAACAAACAGCAAGGAAUAAACCUGUGGCCAUUAAACAUGUAAAAGAUGGUCAUCCCUACUUCAUGCAAUGCAAAAUUAAGGACUGAAGUUUAAACUUCAGUUAUUUUGAAAGUAAAUCAAUACUUUUAGUGGCUUAUCAAAUACAACAACACACCACAUAAGAUAAACUAGCUCAAGAGAGGUGUUUCCUAUAUAAGACAUGCCGAUUACCGAGAAGGGGACAGAUUAAUUUGUGUGCAGGGACCAUGUCGCUGCAACGGGUUAUUACGGUAGCUGUGCUGACAGUCACAAUCUGUGUGGCAAUAAAUGCCACUUCGUUAACAGAAAGACAGAUGAGAGACGAGGUGUUACAUGGCUUCAGACAAUUUGAUAUAACUGGGAAAUUCACACCGCAGCUCUCUGCGAUAAUGAAACAAAUCCCUCUGUCAUCUGCCUUCGGUACAGAACCAUUCAAACCAUCGACCGAAACGCGUGACAGUGUCAUCUGUAUGGGAUGUACUGCAGCAGUUGAUGUUAUGAAAGAAUAUAUAGCAAGUCAUACAAGAGAUGAAGUUUUCAACGUUGUGCAUACAAUGUGUAUUGAAUUUACACAAUAUAGUACAGAAGUUUGUGCUGGAUCUAUUGGAUUACACUUGGACUCAAUAAUCUACAUAGUUGAGAACACAGAAGACCUCCCUGCUGCCCGAGUCUGUGGAAUCGUAUUUCAAGGAAACGGUUGUUCGAGAGACGAGCCUAGUCUUGAAUGGUCUAUUGAGAUUGGGCCAAAACCAGAAGCCAACAAAAUUGAUAACAAAAAAGCAGACGUAAAAGAUGCUGAUUCUCUUACUGUCAUACAUAUGACAGAUAUCCACCACGAUCCAAUAUAUUUAGUAGGUGGGAAUACAGCAUGUGGACAACCGAUGUGCUGCAGAAGCGUUCAAGGCAGUCCGCCAAAUGAGGAGGCAGCAGCUGGUUACUGGGGUGAUAACAGAGGCUGUGACAUACCACUGCAUCAUUUUGUAGCUACACUGCAGCAAGUUAAGGCAGCCCAUCAGAACAUUGAUUUUAUCUACAUAACUGGAGAUUUUGUGGACCACGCAGUAUGGGAUUCAAGUGUUCAAACAAAUAUUGGUGUAAUAACAAAUAUUACAAAUCAACUGAAAAAUCACUUACCAAACACAAUUGUGUAUCCAGUUCUUGGAAAUCAUGAACCAAGUCCAUUAAAUGUGUUUGCACCACAUUACAUUACCGAUGAGAAAGUUUCCACAAAAUGGUUAUAUGAAUUGAUAGCAGACCUGUGGUCUGUUUGGUUGCCACCAGACGCCAGAGAAACUAUUCUACGAGGAGGAUUCUACACUGCAGUGGCAAAACCUGGUUUCCGAAUUAUAGGUCUUAACAACAACGUCUGUACAACUGAAAACUGGUGGAUGAAUCACAACCCAAAAGACCAAGAUGGGCAGCUACAAUGGUUGGCGGACACACUGCUACAAGCUGAGGAAGAUGGAGAAAAGGUUCACAUUCUUGGUCACAUCCCUUCAGAUCGUUGUAUGAGGACUUGGAGCAGAGAAUUUCACAGGAUCAUUGACAGAUUUGAAAAUACAGUAACGGCCAUAUUCAACGGACACUCUCAUGGUGAUCACUUUAACAUCUAUUAUUCCACUGAUGAACCAACUCAUGCUAUUGGAGUUGCAUUCAAUGGUGGAAGCCUCGUCCCAAACUCUAACACUAAUUACAAGACCUACAGCGUGGAUUCAACAACUUUCAAUGUUCUGAACAGUGAAUCUUGGACCUUCGAUAUGGUCGAAGCUAACAAAUAUCCCUAUGUGAACCCAAACUGGAAUCAACUAUAUUCAUUCCAAGAUGUGUUUGGAGUGGAGUCUCAGACUGCUACAGAAAUGGAAAAACUGACCCAUAAAUUGGCUGUUAACAGAAGCCUUCUACACAAAUACUCAAGGUUUACCAGCAGAGGUAGUGGAUGUGCUGAAAAUGAUAACUGGUGUCUGAGAAACAAACUCUGUUCUACAACAACGUCCCUAACAGGAGAAAUGACUCAAUGCCAUAUACUGGAAGCAGAAUUUGAUGCUGCUAAUUGAGGCGGCAACAUUCAUAUUUGAAGUCAUCAACAAAUUCCAGUUGCAUGAUAACGUAUCCCAAAUAUCACUUAGAAAUUAGCAUAAUGGAGAUAACCAGGUUCCUGUUUCAAGAUAAGCUUUAAGUUACUUAUUUCUAAAAAAUUGUUCUUCCUUGUGGAACUAUCACGGUAAGCAAGCUUUACAUAAAAAUAAACAAAUCUAACACUGAAAAAUAUUAUAAUUAUCGAUAAAAUUCAUCCUUAUUCACGUCACAUUCAUUACGUUAACCAGAAAUUGAUAGUUAAACAGUUUAAGAAGUAAAGUUACAAGAAAUCUUCUAAUUAAAUUGAUCAUGAAGAUGUCCGUCUUCUGGGUUAUUGCGCUGUGUAGUCUGGUCGAUGUUAACCAAUCGCCCUGAUGACGGAGGCAGUAUGACCUCUGAAACGUUGGUUAACAUCGACCAGACUACACAGCGCAAUAACCCAGAAGACGGACAUCUUCAUACUCACCGCUGUGAGAACCUCAAGUCUUACAUAAAUUAAUCAUAUUUACAGUUUAGAUGGGAUAAUCAACUAUUCCAUCAGUACAAGGUUGCAAAUAGUUUAAGAAUAGCCAAUAGUGUGGUGCAAAAUCACAAAAAUGCUGUUUACAUCUGCGACAUCUGGCCCCACUAUAUGUUGUUUCAUCACCCCUCCACCUCCCACUUUUACUUCCUACCUAGGCACAGUACACGUGACUGGUGCACGCUUCAGCCGCAAAUUCUGCUGAAAACUUAUAAUAAACCAAAUGUACCCACAAAUAUAUUAACAUUUUCUGGCAUAUAAAAUACUGUAAGAACAUUGUUCAUAAAAUGGUAACAACAGAAAAAUAAAACAAUAGUAAUUUAAAUA